Messenger RNA from Lotus japonicus, 1334 nucleotides. RefSeq lists its product as uncharacterized. The coding region runs from base 209 to 1114 and encodes 301 amino acids. Lineage: Eukaryota; Viridiplantae; Streptophyta; Magnoliopsida; Fabales; Fabaceae. Gene Ontology annotation, molecular function: protein-containing complex binding. The transcript is spliced from 7 exons. Gene Ontology annotation, cellular component: mitochondrion. The record is from RefSeq and is a predicted model, not a curated record.
GUUUCAAAUUUUAGAACACAACAAUAAAAUUAUAAAAUAUACCCCCCCUUCAUUUGGCGUGGUGGGUGUUCUCUUACAACCGUGUCAUUCAUUCUUCAUUCUUGUUCCUUCUAUAACUCAGUUGUACGCUUGCUGUGUUUCCUUCAUCUUCUUCUUCAUGUGCUAAACUACAAUUACAACCACAAUAACCAGUGUACUCCAAACCAAAAUGGCGUCGUUUUUGUCUCUCACUGCCGUUUCUGCUCCUCCUACUCCGCCUGCGUUCUCUGUCAGAACACCGUUUUACAAAUCUCCACCCACCUUGCAUUUCAAAAGUCAUCGGUUUGCAGUUAGCUGCAGUUUUGCAGGAGCAGGUGUUAGCGACGAUCCUAGAUUAACCCCUAUAGACGUUGCAGCUGAUGUUAAAAGUGAACGGAUUGUAGUCUUAGGAGGCAGUGGCUUUGUUGGUUCUGCCAUAUGCAAGGCAGCAGUAUCUAGAGGCAUAGAAGUCAUUAGCCUAAACAGGUCAGGACGUCCUACUUACCCUGGUACUUGGGUAGAUCAGGUUACUUGGAUUCCAGGAGAUGUUUUUUAUGUAAACUGGGAUGAAGUACUUCCUGGAGCUACUGCAGUGGUUUCAACCCUUGGAGGUUUUGGGAGCGAGGAGCAGAUGAGAAAGAUAAAUGGCGAGGCUAAUGUUGUGGCUGUGAAUGCUGCAAAGGAAUAUGGAAUUCCGAAAUUCAUCUUGAUCUCAGUUCACGACUAUAACUUGCCAUCAUUUCUACUUUCAUCUGGGUACUUCACAGGAAAAAGGAAAGCAGAAUCCGAGGUUCUGUCUAAGUACCCUGGUUCAGGUAUUGUCUUAAGACCUGGUUUCAUAUAUGGGAAAAGGAGAGUGGAUGGUUUUGAGCUUCCAUUGGAUUUGGUCGGAGAGCCAGCGGAGAAAAUUCUUAAAGCAGUAGAGAACUUCACAAAACCGUUAAGCUCUCUUCCUGCAUCUGAUCUACUCUUGGCUCCACCUGUUAGUGUUGAUGAUGUUGCAUUGGCAGCUAUCAAUGGGCUCAAAGAUGAUGACUUCUUUGGAAUCUUUACAAUAGAUCAAAUCAAGGAAGCUGCUGAAAAUGUACGGGUAUGAUAUACACACACAUGUUUGUCAAACUAGAUGAAGUAGACCAAGAGCUGCAAUUGCAAUAAUUGCUCGAGGAGUGACAACAAUAAGGUCACUUAGUACUAGCAUCAUUUGGAGAGGAAAAAUGAUGUUAUAAAUAUUGUAAAUUUAACUACACUGCAAGGAUAUCUGCGGUCCAUUUGUUAUAGAGUUAUUAUAAGUAAAUGUGAUAUAACUUAGUUUGAAA